Molecule: messenger RNA, 5155 nt
Organism: Drosophila persimilis
Lineage: Eukaryota; Metazoa; Arthropoda; Insecta; Diptera; Drosophilidae
Gene: Fak
Product: focal adhesion kinase 1
Exons: 18
Coding region: 136-4734 (1532 amino acids)
Biological process (GO): signal complex assembly; protein phosphorylation
Cellular component (GO): focal adhesion; cytoskeleton
Molecular function (GO): ATP binding; protein tyrosine kinase activity
Source: RefSeq, a predicted model, not a curated record
CAUUUGAUUAUAUCUGUCGUGGAUCGAAAGCGCUGCUGCUAUAGUUAAAAGAGAGCGAGAGAGAGUGGUGUUUCAACCAACGUUCGGUAAGGUUGAAGAGUUGCUUGAAUCUCCCACUGCGUGGUAACUGUGGACAUGAACACUGCGGAAGCCAGCGUCAACCAAAGCCAUCAUGCGACGCCGCCCACCAGCAAUGAGCCUGUCUGCGAGGACUACGUUCUUCAUGUGCAUAUGCCGAACAAAAGUUUCAAGGCAGUUCGGUUCAACGAAAACGAAACUGUGUGCAAUGUCAUCAAAAAGACAGUUGAGGACCUUAGCAGGGAUGUCCGAGUGCCAAGUAUUCAGCGAUACGCAUGCCGAAUGCUCAAUAUGAUCACUAAAGAGGAACUGUGGCUGGCCAGGACAACUCCGAUGCGCAAGGUUCUGACACACAUCUUGUCUCCCGGCUGCUCAAACGUGGAUUGUCCAAACAACGAUGCUGCCAAAGCGGAGCUUGGCGAGGGCAAACUGCAGUAUCAGGACCAUGGCAGAAGAGUCAUUACCAACAGAGUGUGGCGAGUGGAAAUGAGAGUCCGCUAUGUGCCAAACAGUAUUCAAGAUCUGUUCGACGAGGAUAAAGCCACAUGCUUUUACUACUUCGAUCAGGUGAAAGAAGACUUCAUUCAUGCCAAUCUAACGUCAGUGGAUACUGAUCUGGCUGUGCAGCUGUGUUGCUUGGGAAUUCGUCACUUCUUCAAGAACAUUACUAUGAAAGCACCGGACAAGAAGCAAAACAUUGAUUACAUUGAAAAGGAAAUCGGAUUUAAGAGUUUUCUUCCGCAAUCUGUGAUAAACACAACAAAGCCAAAGAAUCUUAAGAAAAUGAUACAAGUCGGAUAUAAAAAGGUCUAUAACUAUAACGACAUUGAGUACUUGACGCGGUUCUUCGAUCUUUUGAAAAAUAUUUAUUUAACGAACUAUGAGCACUUUGCGGUUACCUUGAGCUCGGCCUGGAAUAUAUCUGGUAUUCUGCACGUUGGUCCUCACAUUGGAAUCUCUUACCAGACUCAUCCACAAGCAAGCUUGACGAAUGUGGCUCAGUUCAAAGAUGUCGUUGCCAUCAAAACCUGCACUCUACCAAAGGAAAAGCUGCCCAAGCCCAUGGACCAUACCCCUGAAACUGAGUCAAAUAAUUUAAAUUGCAAUUGCCAGAAAAUCAAAACUCAAAUCAAAAUCUCUGCGUCCAAUAAUGUAGAAGAUCUGGUUAUAACCUGCAAUGGAAUUAAUACUGCCGAAAGCAUUGCCGACCUUAUUGACGGAUAUUGCAGGUUGCUCUCAAAAGACCUAGAAUUUACAAUUUGGCAACGAGAGACGAGCACAUCGAGCGAUGACAGCACAGCGACAAAGACCAAUGAUCUCCCGAUCGAGCCAGCCCAAGCCCAAGCCGCGUCGAGUCCGAGAAAACCGAUGCUGACGGAUGAUUAUGCUGAAAUUGGUUUAUUGGAAGGAGAGGGUGAUUACUCAACUCCCACUGUACGAAAUUACGAGCUGGAUAGAGCCCUUAUCACUCCGAGUGCUAAGAUUGGAGUUGGUCAGUUUGGAGAUGUUUAUGUGGGCACCUACACUCUCCCCAAGGCUGCCAAGGGCAAGCACUCGGAUGCAAAUGACAAAGAUAAUAGGGGCGAUCCAAAAUCGAGCAAUGGUAGACCCGACGUUAUUCAAGUUGCGAUAAAAACCUGUAAAGCAAACGACGAUCCAGAAAAGACGGAGAACUUCCUGGCCGAAGCUUAUAUUAUGCAGAAAUUCGACCACCCACACAUUAUACGUUUGAUUGGAAUAUGCAGCGUAAUGCCAAUUUGGAUAGUCAUGGAGCUGGCAAAGCUUGGCGAGCUGCGGGCCUAUCUAAAGGCAAACAGCGACAGAUUAACGCAUGGAACCCUGCUUAAAUACUGCUACCAGCUAUCAACGGCCCUUAGCUAUUUGGAAUCUAAAAAAUUCGUACACAGAGAUAUUGCGGCACGCAAUGUACUCGUUAGCUCUCCCACGUGUGUUAAGCUGGCUGAUUUUGGGUUAUCUCGGUGGGUUUCCGACCAAUCUUAUUAUCACUCCACUCCCACAGUUGCCCUGCCUAUUAAGUGGAUGUCUCCCGAAUCGAUCAACUUUCGAAGAUUUACGACUGCCAGCGAUGUGUGGAUGUUUGGUGUUUGCAUCUGGGAGAUACUUAUGCUGGGCGUAAAGCCGUUUCAAGGCGUGAAGAACGGUGACGUGAUUUCGAAGCUGGAAAACGGAGAGCGGCUACCUCUGCCGCCAAACUGCCCCCCUCGAUUGUACUCGCUAAUGUCGCAGUGCUGGGCCUACGAACCAUUAAAAAGACCCAAUUUUAAGCGCAUCAAGGAGACAUUGAAUGAAAUUCUGAUGGAGGAUAGUAUUAGCACAUCCGAGACACUGAAACGGGAACACCGAAGAUUGGUAACCAUGUCCUGGGUGGGCAGUGAGGAGUCUGACAUUCCGCCGUUGAAGCCAGCAAGAGCAAUGCAUGACUCUGAUAUGCCAAGCAUGAUGUCUAAGGUGGAUGAGGCAACGGGAAUACCUCAAACCUAUAUCAUUGCACAGGAUCCUGCGGUGCUGGCCAGGCUGAUGAUGGAGAACCAAAAGCGAGGGAUCAAUCCUGCAGCUUACACCACGCCCGCUUCGGUAUUUAAUACUCUAGCUGUAGGAAUAGAUGACAGCAAAUCGAACGUUUCACUUAAGACUACCAAGCUUCCAGCAGCCGAUCUGUUGAAGCUUGACCCUAUCGCCGAAUCUGAAAAGCAGAAAAUGCAAUAUUCCUCUAACGCAAAUUCUGCUCAAACACCAAACCCCCUAACCGCCCUUGACCCAUCCACUGUAGCAAAUACCCUUGCUUAUGCUAGGCCACCGCCGCAAGGAAUAUUUUCUGGAAGUCUGCCCUCAAAGAGUAGUUUCGUUGUUUGUCCACCGCACAUGGAAGAGCAAAUGCAAAUGGAUAUGUCUAAUCCGGCAAUUUCGAAAACAGCAGGUUAUAGCCUGUACGGUAGUCUUGAGAGACACCAACCUGCACCGGCCGUUAGCAAGGGCAUCCAUUCAAAAGGAGGCAGUCUGGAGCGUCACAAAUCAUUGAUGUCGGCUCAAAAUUUGGUUUUCUACAACACAAAACCGCCACACUGCAGCAGCACGUCAGAGCGUUCGAGGAGCAUGGAGCGAAACACGUACUUUCACGCCUAUCGCCAACAAAUGAAGAACUCAAUUGAAUGUGAAUCGCUUCCCGAGGAAAUUUACGAUUUUGGAGGAGCCGGACUCAAGACCUGCGUAUCUGUACGGCAGAAUCCGAAUUCUAGUCCAUCGAUGAACGUGUGCCCAGUGGACUUCAGUCAAACAACAACUUUAGAUGGCAUGGGAUUAGAGCCACAGAUGAUGAGUGGCAUGGCAGUCGACCCUCCUUUUGGCCUUGUGUAUCAUAACAGCAUAGAUGAAGGCCGAAAUCAGUGCGAAUGGGAUCGUCAGUGGAUGCUUACUGGCCCUCAAAAUGUAACACUCGAUGGCAGUUUGGAGGGAGCUGUCUGCAUGGCGACCUUGCACGCUGACGCUGUGAGCAAUCAGUCUAUUCAAAACGUUUUGGGCGAGAAGCUAAGGCAGCAGCGCAAAGAUAGCAACAGCGAUGGGGAAUGGUUAUAUCAGGAGGAGUUGCUGCGGAGGCGAUCCAGCUCUAUUCCCCAUGCGGCCAGCAACGAGCAGCAGCCGCACAUGUUUAAGCUAGACUUAAUGUCAACCGGACCAUCUAGCCUACCCGACUGCUCGAAUGCAAAUUCCCGACCUAUGACGCCAAACACUAAUCAGCUAUCGCUAAAGUCGAACAACUCAUCCGCGGAUCACUUGUCUACACUGGCUGCUGGUGAAGAGCAGACCGGUUCAAACUCCAGAAACUUUGGCACUACGCCCUCCAGUCGACCAAUCAACCGUGCAAAAGACGAAGUGUACUGCGCAACAACUUUGGUGGUCAAGUCCAUAAUGGUGCUAUCGCAGGGUGUUGAAAAGGCCAAUACAGAAGGUUAUCUGGAUUUGGUUAAGAAUGUGGGCGUUGAGCUAAGAAACUUGCUCACAUCGGUGGACAAAAUAUCUGUGCUGUUCCCAGCGCAGGCUCUCAAGGAAGUGCAAAUGGCACAUAAAGUUCUAUCCAAAGACAUGCACGAGCUCGUUUCUGCGAUGCGAUUGGCUCAGCAAUAUAGCGAUACGACUCUAGACACUGAAUAUCGAAAGAGUAUGCUAUCUGCCGCCCACAUAUUGGCGAUGGAUGCCAAGAAUCUUUUUGAUGUCGUUGACUCGAUUCGGCAGCGGUAUCAGCACAUAUUCCCACCACUCACCCCAAAAGAAUUGACUAAUUCAUCCUGCUUUGAGGCGCAUUCAAUGUCCAUGGCAACGGAGCCCACAAACGAGCUGAGUGGCUAUAUCAAAGCAAGCAUGUCUGGAGAACCUCUCCAAAAUGCAGACAGCUCUGCAGGAAACUGUACGGGAAUUUAUGAUAAUGACUUACAUCUAUGUUUGAGCUCACAAUUGCAGUUGCAAAACAGUAGCGCCGUGGGAGAUCGGAAUGCUGUGGGCAGCUUGCAGAGGGAAAUGAGCAUGGGCUUAGAUACGACAAGGGCUUCAAACGAACCUCUACGGAUUGUAGAGGACGCUCUCAGUAGCCCUACAGAACACAUGUAUUGUAACACGUCUACUGUCCAUGGCCAUGCGUAAUUUCAAGUGCUUAAGCGCUGUGUGUGUAUAUCUAUAAUCAGCACGACUGCAUGAAACUGAUGUACAUAUAUUAUAAAUCCAAAUAUGUAUACACUAAAAUAACUUUUCUAUUCGCGAACUAUUCGAGAAAUUUGCUAAUAUAGUUACUCACAUAGUACUCCCUCAAGAUUGACGAGACCCUCACUCGGCCGGCCGCAUUCUCUCCUCGUCAUGUAGUCAAAAUAAUUUAAGAACAAAAGACGCGUUUAUGAUUUUAGAUGCCUAUUAAUGAUAUUUAUAGAUAAUCAACCCAAUCUAAUACAACUAAAUGUUCAUUUUAUAAUAAUUAUUUCGGGUGUGUUUUAAGAUAUUUAUAUAAUGUGAUUUAAAUUUGAUCAAUAUAAUGAUAAUGCUUCACUCAUUGCACAUUAUGUUGGUGCUA